AUGCCGAAGAACAGCAAGGUGACACAGCGCGAGCAAAGCCAUGAGCACGUCACGGAGUCGGUGGCAGACCUGCUCGCACACGAGGAGCCGCUGGACUGCAAGAACAGCUCCCUUAAUGUGGGGCCAGCCGCCGGGAAGAAAGUACCCCAGAUAGAGGUGCCCGAAAACGAUGGACGCCCCGCCUGGAACAGCAAGCUGCAGUACAUCCUGGCCCAGGUGGGCUUCUCUGUGGGCCUUGGGAAUGUGUGGCGCUUCCCCUACCUGUGCCAAAAGAACGGAGGAGGUGCCUACCUGGUCCCCUACUUCAUCCUCCUCAUCAUCAUCGGCAUCCCGCUCUUCUUCCUGGAGCUGGCAGUGGGUCAGAAGAUCCGACGCGGAAGCAUUGGAGUGUGGAAUUAUGUGUGUCCACGUCUGGGGGGAAUUGGGGUGUCAAGUUUGAUGGUGUGUGGCUUUGUUGGCCUCUACUAUAAUGUCAUCAUCGGCUGGAGCAUCUUCUACUUUUUCCAGUCUUUCCAGUACCCGCUGCCGUGGAGUGAAUGCCCCAUUAGGAAGAACGGGAGCCUCGCUAUUGUGGAGCCGGAGUGCGACAAAAGUUCAGCCACCACCUACUUCUGGUACCGCCAGACCCUGAACACGACCAGCACCAUCGCGGAGAGCGGCGGCCUCAACGUGAAAAUGACCCUCUCUCUCCUGUUGGCCUGGAUCAUCGUCUGCAUGGCUGUCAUCAAAGGCAUCGCCUCCUCUGGGAAGGUGAUGUACUUCAGCUCUCUUUUCCCCUACGUGGUGCUUUUCUGUUUCCUGGUGAGGGGAUUAAUGCUGAAGGGAUCUGUGGAUGGCAUCGCCCACAUGUUUACUCCUAAGCUAGAGAAGAUGCUGGAGCCUCAGGUGUGGAGGGAGGCAGCCACCCAGGUCUUCUUCGCCCUGGGCUUGGGAUUCGGAGGAGUCAUAGCCUUCUCCAGCUACAACAAGAUCGACAACAACUGUCAUUUCGACGCGGUGCUUGUAUCCAUCAUCAACUUUGUUACUUCCAUCCUGGCCACACUGGUGGUGUUUGCCGUGCUGGGCUUCAAGGCCAACAUCAUGAACGAAAAGUGUGUCAUGGAGAAUGCAGAGAAGAUCCUCGGCUAUCUUAACACAAAUGUCCUGAGUCACGACCUCAUCCCGCCGCAUGUGAACUUCUCCCAUCUGACCACAUCGGACUAUGCAGAGAUGUAUGGGGUCAUCAAGACUGUGAAGGAAGGCAGCUUCUCCCAGCUGGGUCUGGACCCCUGUGUUUUAGAAGACGAGCUCAACAAGGCAGUCCAGGGUACGGGCUUGGCCUUCAUCGCCUUCACUGAGGCGAUGACCCAUUUCCCAGCCUCUCCCUUCUGGUCAGUCAUGUUCUUCUUCAUGCUGAUCAACCUGGGUCUGGGCAGCAUGAUAGGCACCAUGACGGGUAUCACCACGCCUGUCCUCGACACCUACAAGGUCCAGAGAGAGCUUUUCACAGUGGGAUGCUGCAUCGUAGCUUUUCUCUGUGGCCUGCUAUUCGUCCAGCGCUCAGGGAAUUACUUUGUCACCAUGUUUGAUGAUUACUCUGCUGGUCUACCCCUCACUGUGGUGGUGAUCCUGGAAAACAUCUCUGUUGCCUGGAUCUAUGGCACCAAGAGGUUCAUGCAGGAUCUGGAGGACAUGUUGGGUUUCCGGCCAUUUGUCUUCUAUUUCUUCAUGUGGAAGUAUGUUUCUCCCGUGUGCCUCAUCGUACUCAUCUCUGCCACUGUCAUAGAAAUGGCCAUCAGCCCCCCAGGGUACAACGCCUGGGUCGAAGAACUGGCUCAGGAGCGUUUCCAGAGCUACCCACCCUGGGCCCUGGCCAUGUGUUUUGCUCUCAUCGCAGUGGCCAUGCUGCCUCUCCCCAUCGUUUUCAUCACCCGUCACUUCAACCUGAUGUCCGACGGCUCCAACAAGUUGUCGGUCUCCUACCGCAAAACCAUGAUGAAGGACAUGUCCAACCUGGAGGAGCAGGAUGAGGGGCGAUUUAUCCUCGGCGCCAAGUCCAACGUGACCCCCCCAUCCCUGCCUGCACACAGAGCCUACCUUGCCCCAGGCGAAAAUAAGCCCACGGACCCCAACGCCCUGUCGUCGAACAGCUGCUACGGAACAGGAUACCAGAACGCCGCCAUCAGCCCCACCACCCCUGUUACCCCCGAGUCCGACUCAUGA
Molecule: messenger RNA, 2202 nt
Organism: Lampris incognitus (smalleye Pacific opah)
Lineage: Eukaryota; Metazoa; Chordata; Actinopteri; Lampriformes; Lampridae
Product: sodium-dependent neutral amino acid transporter SLC6A17-like
Exons: 11
Coding region: 1-2202 (733 amino acids)
Biological process (GO): alanine transport; L-leucine transport; sodium ion transmembrane transport
Cellular component (GO): plasma membrane; synaptic vesicle
Source: RefSeq, a predicted model, not a curated record